AUGCCUAGGGUCCAGGAAUUCCAACUUCACCCCUUGGGCUGGGAGAAUGACCCAGAGGAGGAGCGAUUCAAGCUCUCUACCCUUGACUACUUUUCGACAACGACCUACACCAACGCAGCUCUCUUUUUCAAGCUAGAGGAUGAACAGAAGCCCAAAGCUGCGGCAUUCCUCAAGGGAGGCCUAGAGCGGACCCUCAGCCAGGUUAGACACCUUGUUGGCACCAUUGAGAGGGACGAUGAUGGCCACCACUCCAUUGUCCGGAGGAAAACCAGUACUGUCAAGUUUGUCAUUCAGCACCUUGACUCCCCUGAGGACAAAUUCCCAUCCUUUGCUGAGAUUGAGCGAGCUCACUUCCUCUCGCCUAUACUUGGCGAUAUUAAUGUCUUGAGCAAUGCUCCAAUGACUUGCGGCAAUAAGCCAGAAGCCCACCCCGACAACAGCCCUGCUCUCUCAUCAUUCAAAGCCAACUUUAUCCCCGGCGGUCUUAUCUUGAACAUCCACACCCACCAUUAUACCAAUGGUAUUGUGGGCUGGUCCGCUUUUGUGAAGCAGCUGGCAGACAACUGUUAUGCCAUUGCAAAUGCGACCGACUUCCCCUCCUUUGACCCGAAGUGUCUUGAUCGCAGCCUCUAUGGCUCCUUAGGAUUCGACAGACCUUCGAUCUCCAAGGAGCAACAGAUCAAUGCGCCUCCUCGCCCCCCUCGCAACUCGCAGCACAGGCACUCGCAGGCGCUAAUGUUUCAUCUGCCCAAGAGCAAGGCUGCGGAGCUGAAAAAGGCUGCUUCGCCUAGUGAUGGCUCCUGGAUCACUACAUACAAUGCCGUCUGCGGCCUUAUGUGGCGUGUCCUCUCUAAGAACCGCGAGCGUCUGUAUAAGCCCGGCCUAGAUUUUAAGCCGAUCUGGGCACAAGGCGUCAGCAUAUCGAAGUUGUUUACCGACCCUCCGAUGCCUGCCAAAAUGCAGGGCAACCUACAAAUCGACAUCACAUCUGCCACGUCCAAUGUACCACAGCUAACUCUCGCUGAGAUUAUCUCAGAGGCACCUUUGUCGAAGCUAGCAAACUAUGCACAUCAAAUGACUGAUAGUGUUACUGCCGAUACGCUGGCCAGCGUUCUACAGAAAGUUGCGCGUGUGCGUAACAAGCAGGACCUGUCAAUUAACCUUGAUUCCUUCCCGCCCAUGGCUCUGCUCGUCAGCGACUGGCGGCAUGCUCGUAUCACCACAUUCGACUUUGGCUUCGGUGAGCCCGCUGCCUACCGACACUUGUUCGGUGGGGUGCCUCUAUGCCAAGCUAUUGUCUACGCGCCACGUAAGGGCCCAGCUGGGGAUGACGAGGGGAUGGAAGUAUAUGUUACGUUUGAGACUGAGCUCGUGGAGCAGUUGAUCAACGAUCCGGAAUGGAACAAGUAUUUCGAAUUCAGGGGCGUUGACGCGUGGGAGGAAGGAGGCCCGAGUAAUGAUAGAGCCAAGCUAUGA
Molecule: messenger RNA, 1476 nt
Organism: Ilyonectria robusta
Lineage: Eukaryota; Fungi; Ascomycota; Sordariomycetes; Hypocreales; Nectriaceae
Product: transferase
Exons: 2
Coding region: 1-1476 (491 amino acids)
Molecular function (GO): acyltransferase activity, transferring groups other than amino-acyl groups
Source: RefSeq, a predicted model, not a curated record